AUGAAAUUCAAGUUCUUCACAAACACAGAAACCGUAGGACCAGCGAUCUCCACCUCUUCCUCUGGGUGGUCGAUAUCCAGCAAGUCCGCUUUGUCUUCAUCCUUGUCGGUUUUGGCCUCAGCAAUGCUUUCUGAGCCAGCUUCCUUGGUGAACAAAUUUUUAGGACCUUUCUCCAAGUACAAGAUCGACUUCCCCAAACGUCUGAACGAGAGUUUUGUGAACGCACUCCGAGCAGACGGAGCAUCUCUGAAUUCCACAAUGGCGAUAGUUCCCGCAGGGGGCAUCAAUAGUCUGUUGAGCUGGCCGUACGCUGAAAAUAGCUCUCCAAUGGAUUCCAACGUGGUUCCAUGCUGGAAGUUUUUCACCAAAAUAACCUUGUCGUCUCUUUCCUUAGUGUCAAAGCUAGUCAAGUCAACUCCUUUUUCUUCAAAGUAUCUUCGAACAUCUCCAAUAACAUGGGCUUCAGCCAGAGCUUGCUUCACUGCAGAGCUGCUAUUAGUUGGAUCGAUCAGCUCUCCCUUGCUAAUUCCCAAUUUUGCAGACACACUGUCCAAAACAGCAUCGUUGUUCAUGUACAAUGAGUUCCAACUGAACUGCUGCUUGGAAGAUUCGUAUCUUUUCUUGAGCUCUUUUUGCUUUUUCAAAGGAAGAUUGGCCAGAUCAAACUCGGUCAAUGUGUGGUCCUUUUUGGCAUUUCCCGGCAGAAUGUGCAACAGUCUUCCUUGGAAAAUCUGCUUAUCCAGCUCCAAAUAA
Ogataea philodendri is the source of this 753-nucleotide messenger RNA. RefSeq lists its product as uncharacterized. The transcript has a single exon. Lineage: Eukaryota; Fungi; Ascomycota; Pichiomycetes; Pichiales; Pichiaceae. The coding region runs from base 1 to 753 and encodes 250 amino acids. The record is from RefSeq and is a predicted model, not a curated record.